Pristis pectinata (smalltooth sawfish) is the source of this 2530-nucleotide messenger RNA. RefSeq names its product origin recognition complex, subunit 3 (gene orc3). Gene Ontology annotation, molecular function: DNA replication origin binding. Gene Ontology annotation, biological process: DNA replication initiation; DNA replication. Bases 423 to 2423 code for a protein of 666 amino acids. The transcript has 20 exons. The record is from RefSeq and is a predicted model, not a curated record. Gene Ontology annotation, cellular component: nuclear pre-replicative complex; nuclear origin of replication recognition complex; DNA replication preinitiation complex. NCBI's taxonomy places the organism in Eukaryota, Metazoa, Chordata, Chondrichthyes, Rhinopristiformes, Pristidae.
GUGAGGGUGAAGUUGUUUCGUUGCAGGGGACGUGAUUCGGAGGCGACUGCAGGUCGGGCCAGAGGCUGACCGAUGAGAUGGGCAUGUGCAUCAAACACGGGGACCGUUCAGAUUUGCGGCGGUGCUGCAGAGGCAGGAUGUGCAACGCUGCAUUUUUUCACUGGGGACUGAGAUGAGUUUGGCUCGCCCUGGAUUGAGAACUGGUUCGAUACCUAAGGGAUUGGGCACUGCAGUGAAGUCGAAGUUGGAUUGACGACUCCAACUUCAGCUGUUUUAUACUGGUGCCGGGUUGCUUUGUUUUCAAGCCAAAAGAUUCCAGAAAGAGAAAAAUAUCUAUCACAGCUGACUACUUUAAUAAAGGCAAAGCUGUUUCAGAGAAUGAUGAGUUGCGAUUUAGUACCUAUCAGUCGCUAUGGCAACAGAUGAAAGAGGAAACAGAGAGGUUGCAAGAACAUUUAAAUGAGAAGAUAUUUGAUAACUUAAUUUCAUUUAUUAAAACAUCCCACACUCAAGUUAAUUCUGAAGUAAAUGAUUGGAGCUAUCGGAUGCGAUGCUCCGAGAUUCCCACAGCAGCACUUGUUCUUGGUGUAAACGUACCUGACCAUGAAAUGACAGUCCAGGGCUUAUCAGAACUUCUAAAGCAGUCACUUACCCCCCAUGUAGUUUGUCUUCAGAGCAAAGAAUGUACAACUGUGAAGCAGGUUUUGCAGAAAAUUCUGAUGAACCUCACAGGUGGCAGUGGCAAUGAUGAGGAAGAGGAUGUGCACUAUUCUGUUGAGUUCCACCAGAGCAAAAUGAACUGUUCCAUGGCCUCCUUGUGUAGGUGGUACAAUACUAUAACAAAGAAAUCUACCUCAAAAAGCCCAAGUAAAAAGAGGAAAUCUUCGCUUCAGCACGAAGAGGUCCUUCCCAUAGUUAUCAUCUUCAAGGAUCUUGAGAGCUUCCUCCCCAAAGUGCUACAAGACUUCAUAAUCAUUGCCAGUAACUACAUCCAGCAUCUCCCACUGGUGCUGGUUUUUGGGAUUGCCACAUCCCCAAUCACUAUACACCGAAUGCUGCCCCAGUCAGUGUCCUCGCUGCUAUGCAUUGAGCUUUUCCAGUCUUUAUCCUGCACUGAUCAUUUGGCUACAGUUAUUGAUAAGUUGGUGUUGACAACCGAAUUCCCAUUUAAGUUGAGUGGGAAAGUGCUGCAGGUUCUGAAUAACAUAUUCUUGUACCAUGAUUUUUCUGCAAAGAAUUUUGUUAAAGGUUUUCAGUUAUCUCUGCUAGAGCACUUCUACUCCCAGCCUCUUAGUCUUUUAUGCUGUGCGUUGAAUGAAACCAAUGCUAGGGUACAGAAUCUUACCCAUGAUGACUGUGAACUUAUCCGCCAGUUGCCAUCUUUUAUGGGUUACGUUGAUGAUCAAGAUUCAGAGAAACAGGUUGAACUUUUGACCAAUGACCAAUAUUUAAAGACUGUUGUACAAACAUUGUUGACGACCCUUCACAUUUACCACAAGAAUUACUUCCCAGUCCUGAAAUGCUUGCACAUUUUUACGUCGUCGCUUCCAAAAUAUCCUUUGGGUAAACAGAUCAGAGAACUCUACAUCACGUGCUUAGAGUCAAACAUAUGGGAGAACGAGGAGUACAGUUCUGCAUUCCAACUGCUCAGAAUGAUGGCCAGAGAUGAGCUCGUAUGUCUGCUUCAGGAAUGCAUAGAAGUGUUGCAAUCUUCCGAGCACACAUCUCUCACACUUUCCGUGCAAACACUGGAAGAUUUCCUUGCAAAGUUUCAGAAACUAGACGAAGUUCCUAAGGAAGAUGUGGAAGAAGGUCAAGAAUGCAAAGCAAGAUCACAGAAAUCACUACAGAAAAAGACUGACCUUUACCAGCUUCAAAAGACCUUAAUGGAAAUGAAGGAAUUAAAAAGAUCCAAGAAACCAAGCAAGUUUGAGGUUCUGCGGAUGGAUGUUCUUGAAUUUAUGGACAAACUUGUAAGGAAAUACCUUGUGCCACCAGAGACUCAGCCGCUGCAUGAACUUGUAUAUUUCAAAGCUGCUAGCGCGCUUCGUAGACACCUGAAUGCAGCUCCACGUGCUGGCUUGCAGAUAGCUUUAAGUAAUCCAUAUUACUAUCUAAAGAAUGAAGCCUUGAAGAGCGAGGGAGGAACCAUUACCAAUGUGGCACCUGAUAUCUGUAUAAUCUACAAGCUUCACCUGGAGUGUGGGCGAUUGAUUAACCUCUAUGACUGGCUGCAGGCAUUUGCUACAGUGGUUCGUGCUGCAGAAGGGAAGGACCGGGACAAAAUAAAUAAUGGACAGGUGGAUGGAGUUCUACAUGCUCGUUUUAUUCGGGCAGUUUCUGACCUGGAGUUCUUGGGCUUUAUUAAGCCAACAAAACUGAAGACAGAUCAUGUAGCAAGGCUAACAUGGGGUGGUUUCUGAUUGAAACCUUAAGUCUGGAAGUGACUUCCUUUUUUUCCCCAAAAUAGACCCAUGCUAGAACUGAAGAAUAUGCCAUGUUUGUAUUAACUAAUAAACUGACUACUUCA